GCAACCAUGAAACGGAACGCAGCGAGCGCUACGGUCGUGCUGGCCCUCCUAGUUGUCGGGCUAGCCAUCACUGAUGCGCAAACCAGAGACUACUCCCUAAACCAGGACCUGCUGCGACUCCUGGUAGAGAAGAACUGGCGCGGCAUUCCCCUGCAAGCUCGUUGGGAAGCGCCGCGGGUGGCAGCAGAGAUGGCUGAUCUCGAGGGACCACCCCCGUAUCGCGAAGACCAAAGGAACUAUAUUGAUGAUGAAAUAAGGGCUGGUUUGGAGAAGCGGUCGGCGGUGGCGACUGCGCUGAACUCGGGGCGUCGGCGGCGGCAACCCACGCCGGCGCUCGGAGUGCUAAACGACGUGGGAUCAUUCUUCGACUCCCUGCGCGAGAACCUGGAGACCAUGGCUUCACUGUCCCCUGAGGAACGAUCCAAUUUCUUCCACGAGCCGCCAACUGUGGUCCAAGCGCCUGCUAGCGGCGGCGGUGGUGGAGGCAUGCACAAGAUCUACUCUCUGCGCCCGGUCAAACCCUUCGGCAGUAUCAGAUCUUACAACCGCAGAUCGUAUGUGGAGGCGGAUCAUGGAUACCCGGGGGCCAACAACCACGACCCUGGCCUGCUGUGGACCGGACUCGGGCGGUAGAUACCCCCCCAUGCCCUCGCGACGCGCGCAGCCCACUCACGCAGACCCACGCAUCACAAAUCCUUACCCUGGGUACUCGAAUACCCGCAAACCCGAUACCCGUUUGAUAAAGUUCGAUUCCAAUAGCGAUUUAAGUUUGUCGGAUCUGAUUUUAGCGCUGCAGGAAUUUUGUUAUGUUUAAAAAUACUCGCCAAGCCUUUAAAUGUAAGGAUCCCAAAAUAUAUUUCAAUGGCAUCUAUUUACGAAAUAAGAGUUCAAUCAUAAACUAUGAUUAAGGAAACAUAGAUAUGACCAUCUCAUAUAUUCAGGGAUAUCUUAAGUUAAAGAAACCAUGGUAAAACGAAAUGGUAUGAGAUUUGUCAUAUACCUUCAUGAUUAAUAUUUUAGUUUAAAGCUAUUGAGUAUGUUUUUAAUUAUUUAAUUUCCUAAUUGAAUAGACUGGUUGAAUCAUUGAAGUAAUUAAUGUCUAGCAGUUUAGUACGUAGGAGUUUCAAAUGUUUUAUAUUUUUAUUUAUUAUUCUAACAUUGGCUUAACUUGCUAGACGCGAACUAUUUCGACAUAUUUUAAUUUAAAUGAAAGUAUAUGGCUAUCUAAUUAUAUUCUAGUCGUAGUAUGUUUUAAUUUAUUAUGGAAUAUUACCUCACUUUCCGCAUACCAACUGCCCAAAAUACGCUUCAGUAAGAUAAAAAAUUAAAUUAAGAAUAUUUAACUUUCUUCAUUCGACAAUCAGUUUGAAAAUUCAUAAUCGCAUUAUUAAUUUUACGUUCGGAAAAUAGUGUUUCAUAACCAAUGCAUUUAUAUAUCUAGUCAUAAUAAUGUAUUUAAAUUUUGGUCAUUACUCGAAUAAAUUCGAAAUUUUCUUAAUACUAAAUAAUUAAAAU
Manduca sexta (tobacco hornworm) is the source of this 1515-nucleotide messenger RNA. RefSeq lists its product as uncharacterized. Lineage: Eukaryota; Metazoa; Arthropoda; Insecta; Lepidoptera; Sphingidae. The transcript is spliced from 6 exons. The record is from RefSeq and is a predicted model, not a curated record. Bases 7 to 633 code for a protein of 208 amino acids.